AUGGCACGACAACUCCUGAAGAGCCUGCGGCACCUGCCCCAGCCACAAAGGCAGGACAGAGCGGCAUCUUCGUCAUCUUUGUCCUCCCCACCGGACGUCGAUGCACCAGUUGUUUCCAAUGGUGGGAACAGUGGUGUGGCCAACGGGACGCGUAGGUGCCUGCAAGACCUCGACGUGUGGAAGCGGGCGCCGACACUUCAUGGCACUACGAAGUUUGAACCUCGGCCAGAUGUCAAGAACGUCAUGGUGACGGGAGGCGCAGGCUUCAUAGCUUCUUGGGUCGUCCGUCACCUGACGCUCACGUAUCCAGAGGCGUACAACAUAGUCUCAUUUGACAAGCUGGACUAUUGCUCGUCCCUCAACAAUACCCGCGUGUUGGACGACAAGCGCAACUUCACAUUUUAUCAUGGGGACCUCACCAAUCCAACCGAGGUCUUGGACUGCAUGGAGCGGUACCGGAUUGACACGGUCAUGCACUUCGCUGCGCAGUCUCACGUAGAUUUAAGCUUUGGCAACUCGUACGGCUUCACUCAUGCAAAUGUCUACGGGACGCACGUACUGCUAGAGGGUGCCAAGAAAGCCGAGAUCAAGCGCUUCAUACACGUUUCUACCGACGAGGUGUAUGGUGAAGUCAAGGAGGAUGACGACGACCUGGUCGAGUCGAGUAUUCUCUCGCCGACCAACCCUUACGCAGCGAGCAAGGCGGCAGCCGAGAUGCUUGUUCAGUCCUACCACAAGAGCUUCAAGCUACCCACGAUAAUCGUUCGAAGUAACAAUGUGUACGGACCACAUCAGUACCCCGAAAAAAUCAUUGCCAAGUUCACUUGUCUUCUCAGCCGAGGCCAGCCCGUUGUAUUGCAUGGCGACGGCAGCCCAACAAGGCGAUAUCUUUACGCCGGCGAUGCCGCAGACGCAUUUGACACCAUCCUACACAAGGGCCACAUUGGCCACAUUUACAACGUGGGCUCCUCUGAUGAAAUCUCAAACCUGCAUCUCUGUUCUAGACUACUAGACACAAUGGGCAUAGACCAUUCAGCGCCAGAGCAGCUCCGCAAAUGGAUCAAGUAUACCCACGACAGGCCUUUCAAUGACCGGCGAUAUGCGGUAGACGGCACGAAAUUACGCAUGCUCGGAUGGAGCCAAAACACAAGUCUCGAAAAGGGCUUAGAAACAACAGUAGACUGGUACCUCAAAUAUGGAGAGUCGUGGUGGGGGGACAUUAGCCAUGUGCUCACGCCGUUUCCAGUGGUCAGCAAAGGGGAAGUUGUGCCGGAUUUCGAGCAUCUGGCGAAGGACGACCCCGUGCAACCAGGCGAUGAGUGUCUUGUCAAUGGCCAGAAUGAGGCGUAG
This is a messenger RNA of Metarhizium album ARSEF 1941, 1350 nucleotides long. Its product is annotated as dTDP-D-glucose 4,6-dehydratase. Lineage: Eukaryota; Fungi; Ascomycota; Sordariomycetes; Hypocreales; Clavicipitaceae. Gene Ontology annotation, biological process: nucleotide-sugar metabolic process. The record is from RefSeq and is a predicted model, not a curated record. The transcript is spliced from 4 exons. Gene Ontology annotation, molecular function: dTDP-glucose 4,6-dehydratase activity. The coding region runs from base 1 to 1350 and encodes 449 amino acids.